Molecule: messenger RNA, 5345 nt
Organism: Bursaphelenchus xylophilus (pine wood nematode)
Lineage: Eukaryota; Metazoa; Nematoda; Chromadorea; Rhabditida; Aphelenchoididae
Source: the annotation of a GenBank genome assembly
AUGUCAGAUUCUUCAUCGUCAAGUAAGUUGUUAACGCAUUAUUUUGGAUUUUUGUCCUUAGGCGAUCGAAAACGUCCCAUAGAGACGAAAAAAGCCCGAACUUUCGACCUGGAACAGAUAAUGGCACAGACCUUGGCACAAGCUCCGCAGUACAAACACGAUGAGGAGUCUACACACAUCAUUCCGGACGCGUCGACGAGUUCGGAGCAGGCUCGAGAAGGAAUUGAAAAAAUCUCGAUUCCAGAGGUGAGCGUGGGUGGUAUAAUCGAUAUAGACGCGUUUAUUUUGAUGGAUUUUGCUAUGAGUUUAUCUUGUUAGCAAUUUGAGUUAAUUUGAGGCAUGAUACCACAAGAAAUUUUGAUUUUUUUCGUUGGCUUGCUAUGUGUAAUAUAAUUUUUUCAGAAACCUACUCAAACUGCGGCAACAGAGGAAGACAGCGAUGACGAUGUUGGACCAGCUCUUCCUCCCGGUUUUGAAGUGGAUAAGACAGUCGUGGUUGACGAUCCGGCUGCGGAACGGCAGCGGGUUGAAGACGAGGAGUCAGAUGGAGAAUACGAUGAACCUGUAAGUAUUUGCCUAUUUUUUUCUUGGUUUUUAGGUGUCCAAUAGCUGGAAUAUGCUAUUACGCUGCUUCGGAGAUCAUUAAAAGGUUGAUUCUUGAUGAGCGCAACAAAAAUUAUAUUACACUAGGCAACAGCUAUUUAAAUUCGUCGAUUUUGGCCUUCUACGGGUUCGUAGCGCCGUCAAUUGAUGGGCCAAGCCACGUAGAACCAUUUCACACCUGUUUGAGGACUUUCCACGAUCUACUUACUCUUUUUCAGCUCACCGUAGCAACCUUGAUCCCAGCAGAAUCGGAAGUCACAAUCCGCACAGGCUCGGACAAAGCCGUUACCGCACUGGCCAUAGACGUUCAGGGCUGCAAAUUUGCGGUCGGUACUCAAGGAUACGCCGUGAAUUUGCACGACUAUCAAAAGAUGGACAAGUUAUUCAAACCCUAUCGAGAGCUGUUGCCCGCCGAAUGUCACGUCAUAAACAGCCUGUCGUACAACAUGAACGGCGAAAGGCUGCUGAUCACGACGGGUGAGGCUAUUUUGAAGAUUUUGGAUCGAAAUGGACAGCAGUGGGCCGAGACUGUGCGCGGCGACCAAUACCUGGUGGAUGUGAACAAAACAAAAGGCCACACGGCCGCCGUGAAUGCUGGAUGCUGGCAUCCAUACAACAAAAAUGAGUUUAUGACCUGCUCCGAUGAUGGGUAAGUGAUUUUGAGAUUUUUGAAAAAAAAAAUUUUUUGCCAAAAAAAUUUUUUUUUUUCAUUUUUUUUCCGAUUUUUAGAACUAUCCGAUUAUGGAACACUGAGGAUUUUAAAGAAGUCACCAAAGUCAUCAACACCCAAAAGAAGGUGAUCCGCUGCCGGAACGCCGGCGGCAAACGGAUCAUCCCGAAUUGUUGCGCCUACUCGCGCGAUGGCAAAUUGAUCGCCGCCGGCUGCGACGAUGGCUCAAUUCACAUGUGGAAACAUGGAGGACUGUAUGUCAGCACUCAAUAUCAAAAUCGAAAAGCACACACGGCCACAGUGACAUGCAUACAGUUCUCGUUGGACAAUAAGAAAUUGAUCAGCAGAAGCAGUAAGUGCACCGUGCGGGGAUUUGGGGAAGGAGUUUUGGGAAUGUGUGCGGACAGAAGAUUUUGAAGGAUUGCACAGUGCAACGGGAAAGAAAUUUUGGUUGGCACAGUGCAAAGAAGAAAGGAAGGAGUGAACUGCACAGUGCGAAGGAAAGAAGCCUUUGAGUUUUGCACAGUGCAAUAGCGACGAAUUUUGCACAGUGCAAUAGCGACGAAUUUUGCACGGUGCAAUAGCGAUGAAUUUUGCACAGUGCAAUAGCGAUGAAUUUUGCACAGUGCAAUUGCGAUGAAUUUUGCACAGUGCAAUAGCGAUGAAUUUUGCACAGUGCAAUUGCGAUGAAUUUUGCACUGUGCAAUAGCGAUGAAUUUUGCACUGUGCAUUGAAAAUUUGUUUCGGAUUCGCACUGUGCGAAAAGAUUUGUUUUGAAUUUUCGCUGCGCCUUGAAAUGUGGGAUUGCACGGUGCGUGAAAAAAAUUUUCGAAUUUGCACUGUGCAUGAAAUUUUUUUUCGAAUUUGCACUGUGCGUUGAAAAUUUGUUUUGAAUUUGCACUGUGCAUGAAAUUUUUUUCGAAUUUGCACAGUGCAUGAAAAUUUUUUUUGAAUUUGCACUGUGCAUGAAAUUUUUUUCGGUUUUGCACUGUGCGAAAAGAUUUGUUUUGAAUUUGCACUGUGCACGAAAAUUUCUUUUGAAUUAUUUUGCGAAAAUAUUUUGUUUUGAUGUGCACUGUGCGGAAAAUAAAAAUAAUCGUUUCGUUUCAGUGGACGGAACAUUGAAAAUCUGGGAGUUGGCCAAGUUCAAGGAGCCAAUUAAAUCUGUGGAAGGGCUGGAUGCUGUAUUUAAUCGGUGAGUUUUGGGUUUUUUUUAUUUUUGGGGGAUUUAAAAAAAUUUAGGGGGGAUUUUUUAAUUUUUUUAAAUUAACUUUUUUCCCGAAAUUUGCAUAAUUCCCGGACUAAAAUUUUUAGAAAUUUUCAUUUUUUUAAAAGUUUUAAAAUUUAAUUUUUUAAAUUUUUUUAAAUUAACUUUUUUUUUCCCGAAAUCUGCAUAAUUUCUGGAUUAAAAUUUAUAAAAAUUUUCAUUUUUUUGAAAAAAUUUUUAAGAUUUCAUUUUUUUUUUAUUUUUUAAAUUAACUUUUUUCCCCAGAUUUGCAUAAUUUCCGGACUAAAAUUACAAAAAAUCAAUUUUCAGAACCGACUGCGGCUACAGCCCGGACACGAACUUUAUCUUCACGGGCACCCAAACCCUCCAAAAAGGCGGCUAUUCCGGCUCUCUGCUCUUCUUCUCCACCGAGGACCUGGACCUGAAAUACAAAAUCGAAUAUCCAAAUGCAGGAUGCAUCAAGAUUCUGUGGCAUCCGAAGAUUGAACAGAUCCUGGUCGGCCUGAGCGACGGAAAUGUGAAGAAUUACUACGACACAAAGUUCAGCCAAAGAGGCGCCAGAUUGUGCGUCGACAAACAGGUCCGCCGCCCGAGGGCUACGGAGGUCGUCAAAGAGGAAAUGAUCCUGGCUCGUAAGUUUUUUAAGGGUUUGGCCUCGAUUUUUGGCCAAAAAUUGAGUUUUUUGGCGAUUUUGGAAGAUUUUUUUGGAAAAUGAGAAUUUUUGAUAAAAAAUUUUUGGAAAAACAGGGAGUUUUGGGUCCAAAAAGGAACCUAAUGAAAUUCUAAGGGAUUAAAAAAAUUUUUUUUUGGUAUCUUGGAUGGGAUUUGGACAAGUUUAGAGGGAAAAAAUUAUAUUAUCCAUGAUAAUUUUUGAUGAUUUUUGGGAUGUUAAAGUUGUUUUAGUUGGCGAUAAUAAUCUUUUAAGGUUGUUUACAAACGUAUUUUACAAUUUAAAACCAUUUUUGGCUGAUUUCCGACUGAAAAUUAUAGUAUCCAUGAUAAUUUUUGAUGAUUUUUUGCACUUUUGAGCCGUUUUAGUUGACAAUAUUGAUCAAGUCAUGGAUUCUUGGAACGUAUUUUACAAUUCAAAAUCAUUUUUAGCUCAUUUCCGGCAUAAAAUUAUAUUAUCCAUGACAAUUUUUGAUGAUUUUUGGGGUUUUUGAGCCGUUUUGGUUGAACAUAUUGAUUAAGUCAUACAUUGUUAGAACGUAUUUUACAAUUUAAAACUAUUUUUAGCUCAUUUCCGACUGAAAAUUAUAUUAUCCAUGAUAAUUUUUGAUGAUUUUUGGGAUACUGAAGUUGUUUUAGUUGGCAAUUUUGAUGCAGUCACGGAUUGUUAGGACGUUUUUUACAAUUUAAAACUAUUUUUAGCUGAUUUCCGGCAUAACAUUAUAUUAUCCAUGACAACUUUUGAUGAUUUUUUUUUGAUUUUUUCUAAAUAUUAGGCUUGAAACUAGCGAUUUUUUACGUUACCAGGGAUUUUAUUCGAGUUUGAGCAAGUUUUAAUCGUAUAUUUUACGAUAAUUUUUUCAGCAUUAUCUCUCGAGAUGUUCCAAGCCAAGGGAGAGGACGCCGAAGAGAAGGAAGUCACCGAAUUCCGCCUCAAAAAGUACCUCCGCAUGUACAACAACUCGCAGCGGCCCAGCUUCCGAACGCCCGCCGACAUCCCGAAGGACGGGCCGGGCCAGGGCGGCCGGGUUGCGGCCGCCGGCUCCACGCUACAUUCGUAUAUUGCGCAACAGUUGGGAGUGAACCGAAAUAAGGAGUUCAUUGGCGAUGACGACAUCCGUCAGAGCAUUUUACGGCAUGCCGAAGAGGUACGUGGUGUGAUUGGAGGGAUUUCGGGUGAUUUGGCGGGGUUUUGCAAACUUUCCCUGAUUUUCAGGGAGUUCGUGGUGGGACCCGAAAAUAAUGUCUGAAAUGUAAAUUUGGGAGAUGAUAAGGUUCUAAAAUGUCGGUUGAAGAGGAAUUCAAAGGAUUUUUAGUGAACUUGUGGUGAUUUUUGGUCGAUUUUUGAAACUUUUCCUGAUUUUCAGGGAGUUCGUGGUGGGACCCAAAAGUCAUGUCCGAAAUGUAAAUUUGGGCGAUGAUAAGGUUCUAAAAUGUCGGUUGAGGAAGAAUUCAGUGGAUUUUCAGGGAACUUGCGGUGAUUUUGGCCACUUUUUGGGACUUUCCCUGAUUUUCAGGGAGUUCGUGGUGGGACUCAAAAGUCAUGUCUGAAAUGUGAAUUUGGGAGCUGAUAAGGUUCUAAAAUGUUGGUUGAGGAAGAAUUCAGUGGAUUUUCAGUGAACUCGUGGUGAUUUUGGUCGAUUUUUGAGACUUUCCCUGAUUUUCAGGGCUUUCGUGGUGGGACCAAAAAUUUCUGGAUUUUAUGGGUUAAAAUGGUUUACAACGAGUUUCUAGGCAAGCUUGAAGAGGUUAUCGCUGUUAUUCGGAUGAAUUCCGGCUAUUUUAGCCACUUUUUCGGCCUUUUCCUGAUUUUCAGGGCUUUCGUGGUUGGACCCAAAAUUCAUGUCUCAAAUGUAAAUUUUGAGUUUAUUAGGCUCUCCAAGGUCUGCCGAAGAAGAAUUUAAUUGAUUUUCAUUAAAAUUCCGGCGAUUUUGUUCAUUUUUUGCGAUUUUCCCUGAUUCUCAGGGAGUUCGUGGUGGGACUCAAAAAAAAUUUUGUGGGCUUCAAAUCAAAAAAAAGGGUUUUAUUCUUGUAUUUCAGGCCGAAAAGAACCCCCUCUACAUCAACAAAGCCUACGCCAAGACCCAGCCCAAGCCCGUUUUCCAAGCCGACAACUCGGAUGAUGAUGAUGAUAAAGAUGGCCAGCCAGUGUUCAAAGCCCAAAAACUCGGAUAA